AAUUUCAGCCAAUAAAUUGGGCUAAUUUACAGAUAAUCCCAUGUGAUCCACGUGAGGCUCUUUUAAAGUCAGCUAUAACGUUAACACAAGCAACUCUAGAGAUUAGAGAAGCCUCACCAAACUUUGACCAAAAUCUUCUCUCUUCUCUUUAUCUUUGGUGGUAAGAUGAGUACAGAUCCCAAAGUUCAUGUCUUUGAGGAAGUUGCAAAGCACAACACUAAAGAUGAUUGUUGGUUGAUUAUUUCUGGGAAGACCUAUAACGUGACUUCAUUUCUAGACGACCAUCCUGGUGGUGAUGAUGUCUUACUCACUGCAACUGGGAAGGAUGCAACUGAUGAUUUUGAAGAUAUAGGUCACAGUGAUACCGCGAGAGACAUGUUGAAGAACUAUUAUGUUGGUGAUAUUGAUGUUUCCACCAUCCCAACGAAAAAUAAGCCUAUAAAAUCUCAACCUCCCCGGGAUACUGCACAAACCAACCAAACAUCUGGGUUCCUCAUCAAGUUCUUGCAGUUCCUCCUGCCUUUGAUCAUUCUAGGUUUGGCAUUCGGCUUGAAGAACUUCAAGAAAGAGUCGAGUAGCUAGGUUCUUAUGCUCAACCAGUGGAACACAAAUAUUGAUGUGACGCGAACCCUUUUGAUCUGGUUGGACCUUAUCUUUGAUCGUUUAUUGGCUUCCUCAAUUUGAUUGCAAUUUUAUUCUGUUGCAUUUAAGUUGUUGGACUUUUGUCCAUUCUUUGUAUUCAUAGUGAUGGAUUUGAGGUAAAAAUGGGGAAUGCUAUCUGUACUGGUGUAACCUUGUACUGAGAGUGUGACCUUUGGAAUGAUAGUUAAAAAUAAUUUAGUACUA
Beta vulgaris subsp. vulgaris (sugar beet) is the source of this 846-nucleotide messenger RNA. Its product is annotated as cytochrome b5. Gene Ontology annotation, molecular function: heme binding. Bases 166 to 582 code for a protein of 138 amino acids. The record is from RefSeq and is a predicted model, not a curated record. The transcript is spliced from 4 exons. Lineage: Eukaryota; Viridiplantae; Streptophyta; Magnoliopsida; Caryophyllales; Amaranthaceae. Gene Ontology annotation, cellular component: intracellular membrane-bounded organelle; membrane.